ACCGCUCUUCCCUGUUCAAGCCAUUUUCUCGGGGCCACUACAAGAGUAACAACGACAGCUCUUAUCGUCGCAGGCCAACAUGGCGCGGUACGAAGGAUACACUACAAACCUGGACUUUACUGCAAUAAAGGCGCAGUCGACGACGAUGGUCGUGCCGACGACGAUGCACGCGACCGUGACGGCUCACACCAUGGUGAACGGCGACAUGAUGGGCUCGCGCGCCCGCGCCUUCGAGUGGAACGAGUCGUACCCGCUGCUGUGCCUGGCGCUCGUCGUGCUCGCCGUGCUCGCCAUGCUGGUGUACAUGCUCAGCUCUGCGCGUCAGCACCAGCCCUCGCGGCCGGACCGGUCCGCGCAUCAAGUGUGUCGCACCGAGGAGUGCCUGCGCUACGCGCACCUCCUCAACGCCUCGACGGUGCACGACCCCUGCGACGAUUUCUACCUGCACGUCUGCCACGGUGCCAUGGUCGCCGCGCAGAAGCAAGCCGUCCGGCCGCCACCUGCCGCCAGGAACGCGCCGGACCGAGUGUCUCUGCUGCUGCCCCUGCUGGAGAAGACGAUCUCCGAGAAGGCGCCCCGCGAGGGCGAGGCCCAGAGUGCCUUACAAAAGGCAGCCGCCUACUUCGUCUCAUGCCACGAGUUCGCCGACAGCAACAUCAGCGCCGCCGGUCUCGAACAGCUCAGGUGA
Messenger RNA from Dermacentor silvarum, 688 nucleotides. RefSeq lists its product as uncharacterized. The transcript is spliced from 3 exons. Bases 80 to 688 code for a protein of 202 amino acids. NCBI's taxonomy places the organism in Eukaryota, Metazoa, Arthropoda, Arachnida, Ixodida, Ixodidae. Gene Ontology annotation, molecular function: metallopeptidase activity. The record is from RefSeq and is a predicted model, not a curated record.